Molecule: messenger RNA, 2186 nt
Organism: Aspergillus homomorphus CBS 101889
Lineage: Eukaryota; Fungi; Ascomycota; Eurotiomycetes; Eurotiales; Aspergillaceae
Exons: 2
Coding region: 160-2094 (644 amino acids)
Source: RefSeq, a predicted model, not a curated record
UGGCAGAAUCAUGACAUUCCAUACCGUGACACGCGUUUGAUAGCCGAUGGCCUUAAGUAUAGACAUCGACUAAUCUCCUUCCAUCCACAACUCGAUAUCUCCGUCAGAGGCGACUGUUCUUAGUUUCACUCUCUUGCAAAUUUCUUGCAAACGGAGAAUAUGGAUCAUUCCUUGACCCCACCAUCGCUUUCCUCAAUUGUCGAAAAGGAUGUCGCUCAGCCCGAGGAACAAGAACUCAACGAGGCCCUCCAAAGAAGCCGGAAGUACUGGUAUUCUCUAGCAUCACUGGCCUAUGCACAACGAGAUCAUGGACUUUCCCCCGAUGCCAUAGACCCACACUAUGCCCUGCAUAAGGUUCCAAAAUUCCAGGCCCGUCCCAAAAAGGUUCACUACUGCCCUUUGGGGUUUUCGCCACAUCUCGCCCUUUGCCUGGAAGCCUCUUCGACUUGGAAAGUAUCCGCAAGUACAAACUGCGAUGGACUUAAGAGUGAAAUGUCGAGAUUCCAAUUGCUACAACUUGGCAGUGCUGACUCGGUGCCACUUACACUAAUGGGAGAGGUCUUCAGCUCCUGGAUUGGAGUUAUAACGGAGACAUUCAGUAGUUCAAACUAUCUGGGGAUUCUCACUCUUGGUUGGUGCUAUAUCCUCUCGGCACACCUCGUUGAGUUACGCGGAGAGGGUGCCUUUAUGCGAUAUACCAAAUCUAUGGCAUCUAACAGUGGCAAUCCUCCACUCGAUUGCUCGAGUCAGCAUUCCUUGGAUAUUGGAGAAGUAGACGAAGCUGUCGCUCGGUGGUGGCUCGCGAUCCUUGCGCCAGGGGAAGGUUGGGAAGCCUUUGUGACACGGGAACCUCAGGACUUUCUUGCUCCGUGGUCAAUUUCCCGCAACUGCGAAACAUCUUUUUCUAUCAGACACCAGACACGCUCGCCGAAAUCUACCUCUGCUCCUCUGUCUUCGCAACAGGCUUUCCAAGCACUUGCUGAGUUUUCUGUUCUGCACCAAGUAGGCAGUCAAUUUUCAAUUGCGCUAGCUGCAGCCUUGACAAUUCCGCUACAUAAAUAUUGUGGGUCGACUGCUCAACUACCGUUCCCAAGCGAAACAAGCAAGAGGUUGACUGCUACUCCUGAUGCUAUUCCACAGGCUUGGCUUAUGCUUUUCGAAGAACUACCCUAUUAUAUGACCCUGAGUUGCAAUCCGGAACUGAUGAUAUCGAUGUUCUGUGGAUCCUUCUGGGACCUCGGGAUCCCUUGCAACCUCGUGACUCCAUGGCUUCAUCCGGCACUUAGUGAGGUGAUGCGUGACUCGCCUAUCUCAGCACAUGAUCAAGAAAUUCUCGCGUUGAUGUGCGCGGUGCGCCGGCCAAAUAUAAGUGCUCUUUGGUUCGGAGCUGUUACCAGCGGCUUAGGCCCGACAAUUGUGGUUCGAGUGAGGAGCGGGAUGCCUCCCUUGAAUCGAAAUGCAUGUGCUUGGACUGGCUACCCCCAAAGCUUCAUGGAUGUUCCAGGUUCAGGCCCAUAUACCUGUGAGAGCCCUGAGUACAUACUGAGGUCCGACGUCUGGCGGUUGCUACACCUCCCAAACAACACCGGAAAUGAUGAUCUACGUUUCAGGUUCCGGCCUGCCACGCCUUGGAAACCCUGUGGGCGAUCUCUGACGAAAGACUGUGCUCUUCGAGUCACGUCACAUCUUGAAUGCGAGCGACACGUUUAUCGAUAUGAACACUGGACCUGGGAGCUGGAGGGUAAUGUAGUGCUUCAGGACUAUGCAUUUUUGCAUGGGAUCUCGACAUCUAAGCGCAGCAGUCGUGCCUAUGCUCUUCCUAGUCUACCUGCGGUUCCUGUAUCCUUUGAAGAGAAGAAGCUUGAUGUAGACCAGAAGGCUUCCAGAGAAGCCUCGUUCACUAUCUUUCAUUGGCUCUUUAUCAACGGCGAGGGCCUCCCACCCGAAAAGAUCUUCCAGGAUGAUUGGAUUCGAGACACGUGGGACCAAGAAGAGAGCGUCCUGGAAGCCGGUGAUGCUGACAAUCGAGAGUCGCGAGAGCCUGACGGUCAGUUUCAGGAUCGAGUUCAGUCAUGGCUUGAUACAAUUCCCUGAAUGACAGGCCUCCGAUCUGAUCGAAUUAAGCACAAGGGCCUGCUCCAAGCUCGACAUAGAUAGAACAAAUGUGAUAGCCAGCUAACCCGACG